Messenger RNA from Pyrgilauda ruficollis (rufous-necked snowfinch), 791 nucleotides. Its product is annotated as acetylserotonin O-methyltransferase-like. The coding region runs from base 1 to 681 and encodes 226 amino acids. Gene Ontology annotation, molecular function: acetylserotonin O-methyltransferase activity. NCBI's taxonomy places the organism in Eukaryota, Metazoa, Chordata, Aves, Passeriformes, Passeridae. The transcript has 6 exons. Gene Ontology annotation, biological process: melatonin biosynthetic process; methylation. The record is from RefSeq and is a predicted model, not a curated record.
AUGGAUGCCACUCAAGAAGGAAGAAACCAAUAUGAAAGAGCUUUUGGUGUUUCAUCUAAAGACCCUUUUGGAGCAAUGUACAGAUCAGAUGAAGAAAUGUUAAAAUUCAUGGCUGGCCAGAACUCAGUAUGGAGUAUAUGUGGCAGAGAUGUUCUUGCUGCAUUUGACCUUUCCCCUUUCACGCAGAUCUAUGACCUGGGAGGAGGUGGAGGAGCUUUGGCCCAAGAGUGUGUUUCUUUAUAUCCAAAUUCUACCGUCACAAUUUAUGACCUGCCCAAAGUUGUGCAGGUGGCCAAAGAACAGUUUGUUUCCCCUGAGGAGCGUCAGAUCACUUUCCACGAAGGAGACUUCUUUAAUGAUUCAAUACCUGAAGCUGAACUCUAUAUUUUAUCCAAGAUACUGCAUGAUUGGGAUGAUGACAAAUGCAAACAACUGCUGGCAAAAGUCUACAAAGCUUGCAAACCUGGUGGUGGAGUACUGCUGGUUGAAUCCCUUCUGAAUGAAGAUAAAAGUGGGCCUGUAGAAACCCAGCUAUAUUCAAUGAAUAUGUUGGUCCAGACAGAAGGGAAAGAGCGAACAGCAGCAGAGUACAGCAAGCUCCUGGAGGCAGCUGGCUUUGGAGUGAUUCAAGUAAAGAGGACUGGAAAACUCUAUGAUGCUAUGUUAGGAAGGAAACAGUAGUACGUGUUUUAUGUAUGUAACAAAACAGAAAAGGUUGAGAAAUGUGCUAUUUUCUUCUUAGUGGGCAAUGAUCAGCUUAGCUUUUAGUUAAGGCUGCCAACUUUUUUGUA